This is a messenger RNA of Paramecium octaurelia, 353 nucleotides long. The record is from the annotation of a GenBank genome assembly. NCBI's taxonomy places the organism in Eukaryota, Ciliophora, Oligohymenophorea, Peniculida, Parameciidae.
AACUAUAUUCAUUUAAUUCCAAAAGGAUAAUAUUAUUGAAUUUAUUAAACAAUUCGAUAACUUGGAUUCAAUUUUAAUGAAAAUCCUAUAACUGUUACUUUGUAAAGAGAAAGGAAGUGCUCUUUUUGAAAAUUGAUGUUCGUACAUUUAUAGAAUUCAUUAAGAGGAACGAAUAAAUAAGCCAAAUGAAAAUAAUUGAGAUAUGUGUCAAGGAAAUUGAGAAUAAUUGCACAUCACAAUUCUAUUUAAGUGUUUUCGCAAUUUAUAAAGAUUAGAAAUAUUCAGAAGUAAAUGUGCACUUUUGAGUCUUUGGAAACUGCAUAAUUAAUAAUUAGCAUUUAGACAUAAGAAAU